Messenger RNA from Kuraishia capsulata CBS 1993, 870 nucleotides. RefSeq lists its product as uncharacterized. Lineage: Eukaryota; Fungi; Ascomycota; Pichiomycetes; Pichiales; Pichiaceae. The record is from RefSeq and is a predicted model, not a curated record. The transcript has a single exon. Bases 1 to 870 code for a protein of 289 amino acids.
AUGCGCAAAGAAACAUACCUUCCCAGAGAGUUGGGGCUCCUGGCAGCCUCAAUGCUGUUUUUACUCACCAUCGAUAUAUUCUACAACACAAAAGAGUGGCAGAUUCAUUUCAGAGGAGCAUUGUCGAUGCUACAGACAAUGAAGAAGCUGGGAAACGGGGAUCAAAACCUUGACCCAUCUGUUUAUUUUGCACAACUAACCAAGCUGACGUAUCUGUUCAGUACGCUUUAUGUGUAUGAUGAUGACGUUUGCAACAAGUAUAUCUCUGUAGUAGAUUUGGAUUGCAUACAGUUUUCUACUGAUCAGGAAAUGCAGUCGCUGAUAUACCGCAAUCUAGGUGUCACUGAGAGCAUGAUUACCUGCUUGGCAGAGGUCGUGAAAUACCUUCAGCUUGGUGAGACUGUGAAAACGAUUGAUGCUAUUCAGAUGGAUAUCGAUGCUUGUGAACCUGGAAAGAUGCGAGAAUACUUUGACUCACAAAACGGAUUGAUUGUUCACAACCAGUCAAUGAUAUUUCAUACUGCAAUGAGAUUGCUGUUUGAGAGGGAAGCUAAAAAACAGAGUCCAUUUGAGUUGCAGGACAUCGUGAAUACUGGCGUAUACCACCUCAAGAUUGACCAUGAAAUUACAAAUGAAUUUGAUGGAGUUGGAUUACUGUGGCCAGUCUUCGUUAUUGCUUGUGAAGCGACCUCCGGAGAAGCGCAGCGGGUGCUCCAGAUAUAUCUAGAAUCGUUCCAGUUGUACACAGGAACAAGUUUGGAAAGAGCAAUACACAUUAUUUUUGCAGUAUGGGAAAGAAGGAAACACGAUAACAACGUGAGCUGGAUAAGUGUUGUUAGGGAGCUGGAUCCAACUAUUCUCCUCUCUUGA